AUGGCCUCCUCGGGGUCAUUGGACUCCGUCACAUCAUGUGGCCGGACUGCAGGUGCUGGGGCCCCUAAGAGCCUGGCCUUCUCUAUAGACCGGAUUAUGUCCAAGAGCGCGGAGCCUCGACCUGCGGAGGAUGGCCGCCCGCUGCUCGGACUCUGCGCUCCCAUCCCGUGCAUGAUCCCACUGCCACCACUGGGCUACGAGCUUCAUUCCUGUCGCCUCAUGAACUACUCCGAGCUCUGGCGGGCCAGCGUCAGGGGCGCGCUCUGUGGCAAGACCAACUGCAGCGCGUGUGCCAAACCGGACUCCAGUCUGAAACAGCCGCUGCUUUCAUCCAGCCGCGUGGUCAAACCGCAGGUGCUGCACCAGGCCGUGGCCGUGCCUGGCUCUCUCUACUACCUUAAUUACCUGGAGUCUGCGUACCCGCAGCACGAGCUUUUAGCCGGGCCCUGGUCACAGGCCUCUUUGGCUGCGCACCAAAGGUUACUGCUGCGUGACAGCGCCAAACUUUCUACGGACAAAUUGCCAACACCACAAUACCCGCAUAAGGAGCAUCUCCCCGGACAGUUGGACCAGAUAGUCAAGGACCACAGUCUGAGCGCGGACAAGACCACCAACAAGACGCACAGCAAAGUAAACAACACCAGCGCCGAUGGGAAGCCCAAGAAUUUCACUUGUGAAGUGUGUGGCAAGGUCUUCAACGCGCACUACAACCUGACCAGACACAUGCCCGUGCACACGGGCGCGCGGCCUUUCGUCUGUAAAGUGUGCGGGAAGGGCUUCCGUCAGGCCAGCACUCUGUGCAGGCACAAGAUCAUCCACACACAGGAGAAGCCUCACAAGUGUAACCAGUGCGGGAAGGCGUUCAACAGGAGCUCCACGCUCAACACGCACGUGCGCAUCCACGCUGGAUACAAGCCCUUCGUCUGCGAGUUCUGCGGCAAAGGCUUCCACCAAAAAGGGAACUACAAGAACCACAAGCUGACGCACAGCGGGGAGAAGCAGUACAAGUGCUCCAUCUGUAACAAGGCCUUCCACCAGAUCUACAACCUGACCUUCCACAUGCACACGCACAAUGACAAGAAGCCCUUCACCUGCUCCACCUGCGGAAAGGGCUUCUGCCGCAACUUUGACCUCAAGAAACACAUACGCAAACUCCAUGACAACAGCUACUCGGUGAACACGGAGGGUGCCCGGGACCUGCCCAGUUGA
Boleophthalmus pectinirostris (great blue-spotted mudskipper) is the source of this 1209-nucleotide messenger RNA. RefSeq names its product FEZ family zinc finger 2 (gene fezf2). The record is from RefSeq and is a predicted model, not a curated record. NCBI's taxonomy places the organism in Eukaryota, Metazoa, Chordata, Actinopteri, Gobiiformes, Gobiidae. The coding region runs from base 1 to 1209 and encodes 402 amino acids. Gene Ontology annotation, cellular component: nucleus. The transcript is spliced from 4 exons.